Cornus florida is the source of this 1101-nucleotide messenger RNA. RefSeq names its product inosine triphosphate pyrophosphatase. Gene Ontology annotation, molecular function: nucleoside triphosphate diphosphatase activity. The record is from RefSeq and is a predicted model, not a curated record. The transcript is spliced from 8 exons. Gene Ontology annotation, cellular component: cytoplasm. Gene Ontology annotation, biological process: nucleoside triphosphate catabolic process. The coding region runs from base 117 to 737 and encodes 206 amino acids. NCBI's taxonomy places the organism in Eukaryota, Viridiplantae, Streptophyta, Magnoliopsida, Cornales, Cornaceae.
GAAGGGGCGGGGGCGGGGGGUUUUUGUUUAGCUUUCCCUUUCCACCCUAAACCGUUCUUCGAUUUCCCGUCAAAACCUGCGAUAUCAUUUCAGAGCAGUGGGAGAAAAGCACGGGAAUGGCGGCGGCGAGGGUUGGUGGUUCAGGAAUAGUGCUAUCGCGUCCAGUGACAUUCGUGACCGGCAACGCCAAAAAGCUCGAGGAAGUCCGGGCGAUCCUGGGCAAUUCCAUUCCCUUUCAGUCUCUCAAGCUCGACUUGCCAGAACUACAAGGCGAACCUGAAGAUAUCUCCAAAGAAAAGGCUCGAUUAGCUGCAAAAGAGGUGAAAGGACCAGUGCUGGUGGAAGACGCUUGCCUCUGUUUUAAUGCCCUUAAUGGUCUCCCAGGGCCUUACAUCAAGUGGUUUCUACCGAAGAUUGGUCAUGAAGGACUGAACAAUUUGUUGAUGGCAUAUGAGGAUAAAUCAGCCUAUACUGUUUGUGUAUUUUCUUUUGCUCUUGGGCCAAACGCAGAUCCGAUAACUUUCCUUGGAAAAACUACGGGGAAGAUAGUUCCUCCAAGGGGACCUAAAGAUUUCGGAUGGGAUCCAAUUUUUCAACCCGAUGGAUAUGAUCAAACUUACGCGGAAAUGCCCAAGGAAGAAAAGAACAAAAUUUCUCACCGCUCCAAGGCUCUUGCACUGGUGAAAUCCCACUUUGCUGAGACUGGAUACACUUUCCUAAUGGACCCCUCUAUUUAAGAGUGAGCUAUAAACUGUCGUCUUGCACAAUUAAACAGUUACAAGCUCUUGUCAAUGGUGGCGAUGCUUACAUUUUUCUCUAAUGCUGUGAAGAAAAGUAUAUAUGGGAGUAUAUUUUCCUAUUUGUGUGUUUAGGGAAAUCAGAAGAGAAAUGGAGAAUACGUUUUUCAGGUGUGACCCGGCUGGUGAAAGUCAGAAAGAAGAACUAUUUAUUACGCAAUACCUAAAGUUACUUUAAUAUUAGGAGUCGAAAGACCAUAAAACUACCAUAUGAUCAGUAUUUCUCUUACUUUGUUGACCCUUGUUCGUCCGUAAAAUUACAGUAACAUCCUUAAUAUUUGCUUCUACACUUUAUUUUCAUUCA